This is a messenger RNA of Branchiostoma floridae (Florida lancelet), 1658 nucleotides long. RefSeq lists its product as uncharacterized. Lineage: Eukaryota; Metazoa; Chordata; Leptocardii; Amphioxiformes; Branchiostomatidae. Bases 360 to 887 code for a protein of 175 amino acids. The transcript has 4 exons. Gene Ontology annotation, cellular component: membrane. The record is from RefSeq and is a predicted model, not a curated record.
AUUACUUUAGGGCGUUGGUCUACGGUUUAAUAAUCAACCCUGGGUAAGCACAACAAUCCUUUCACACAAUACGGGCCAGUAGGUUUAGUCUCCGAGAUUGAAUACCACCACCAGUACUGUAUCUACGUAAAACAAUAUGUUCUGAGUAAGUCGUAAAGGGGUUGAGUGAUGACACACUUGUAAGACGACCUUUUGCCGACUGCCCCAAGCGGAAAGACGCCCGGUGACGCUUAGGUGGGUCACAGGUAAGCAGGUAGUCGACCUGGAAGUGUUUCCAGGUGAGCGAGAUCUAGAAGUGGCGACAGACACAACACGUUCGACCACCGAAGGAGCCGACAACUGGCACUGCUAGUUCAAGAAUGAAGAUCCCCAAGCCUCCGAUCGACGCAGCGUUCCUCAAGUCUUCUCUGGGGCUUCUUAAAAUCUUCCAGAUGGGCUGGAGUCUGAUAGCGUUCAUCCUGUCUGACGUGCGGAAACAUAGCGAGUGGGGCAGUAUAUCUGUCCGACAGGAGUGGGACGCAUACGAAGCCAUGUCCGCCUUCCUGUUCUUCAGCACGCUGAUGCUGUGGGUCAUCUUCCUCGCGUCUUGGCACGAAGUAGGGCCGCUGUCCGGCAUCAACUGGUUAGGACUGGACGUCUUCCAUUCAGGGUUGGGCUGUAUACUCAGCUUGAUAAACUUGAUACUAGCGUUCUCCAUCGCUACCCAGACACAUUUAGGAGAGGCGAUUCCUAUAUUCUGUGUGAUCCUGGCCGCUCUGUGCUGCUUCAAGUUCACACUGACGUCACGCCAGAGUUACAGGAAGUGGCACUCCCUCAGACCGACUCCGGUUAUACCUUACCAGGACUACCAGUACUCACGGCUAGACCAGGCAGAAGAAGACUUAUAGCUUUAGAAAUUACAUGUUAACUAAGAUUGGGAGGGUACGGAUGAGUGGUUGUAUGAGUGAGUGAGCGCGUGAGUGAGUGAGUGAGUGUGUGAGCAAGUGAGUGAAUUGGCGAGUGAGUGAAUUGUCGAGUUAGUGAGAGUGAGUGAGUGAGUGAGUGAGCGAGCGAGUAAGUGGAGACAUCAAUUCUUGUUAGGAGCUUUUAUACUUUUCCAACGUUUUUAGAAAAUCGAGAAACUCCACAUGUAAAAUGGUACGGAUUUUGUGGGCAUUGUGGAUAGGGUUAGGGCAGCUAGAGCGAGACGAAAUUACAUUGUAUGUUUUUUUAUCGAUCUCGACUGAUGUCGGAUUCAGGGAUCAUUGCACCAAGACCAUAACUCAUUAGGUAAACAGAGGACUGCACAAGAAAUAAGGUUAGCUAACGUUAGCAUAAACUGGCGACAUACCAUAGCCUACUACCAAUAUCGUAAAAUGGAUGUAGAGGAGGGUACUUAAACUGAGACGAGCGAUCGACGGGUUCAGUGUUUUACAGCUGAAGUUGUGUUUAAGGUAUUGAGCAUGACUUAUAGAAAGGUUCCGCGAUGAUACGAAUUAUUAGGUACAGUGUCUUUGCAGGGAGAGGACUGCAACAUACCGUGCUGACGAGAAAUGAGUCACUGGCUUCCAGAACUCUUAAGUAUUGUUUAUCAAUACGAGAAGUACAAAAUACAGAUCUAUGUAGUCUUCCGUACAAUAUUUCUCAGUAUUACAAAGUGCAAAGCUACAGAACGGUCA